CGGUCACGUGGUGUUAGCGCCGACGCUAGGGGGUGCGCGCACGGAAGGCGGGUGGGGGGUGUUUCCUGUUCCCGGCAUCCUUCGCGCGGGCAGUCUCUCUUCCUAUCCCCCGCCUCCUCCCCGCUCUGCCUGUAUAUCGGUAAGAUGGCGACAGUGAGUCUACGACAAGGAGACCUGGUGUGGGGGAAAUUGGGCCGGUAUCCUCCGUGGCCUGGAAAGAUUGUCAACCCACCUAAAGAUUUAAAGAAGCCACGUGGCAAAAAAUCCUUUUUUGUCAAGUUUUUUGGAACUGAAGAUCAUGCUUGGAUCAAGGUGGAGCAGCUAAAACCCUACAACGCCCACAAGGAGGAGAUGAUAAAAGCCAACAAGGGGAAACGCUUCCAGCAGGCUGUGGAUGCCGUGGAAGAGUUCCUGAAGAAGAAACUUGCCAGGGAACAGAACGCGGGUGAUGACAAAAACAAAGCUGGUGGCAAGAAAGUGGAAGGCAAAUCAAAGAAGGCUACUGGUGAAAAGAAAAGAAAGUCUGAGUCCACGUCCCUCAAGUCCCCCAAAAAGCCCAAGGACCAGAGCCCACGCAAAAGAGGAAGGCCGCCAAAGGACGAUAAGGACACCACGUCUCCCCAGCCGAGCUCCCUGAAGAAGCUUGCCAUGAAAACGGUGUCACGCUUCAGCUGGCCCCCACCCUCCAGCGAGCGCUCUCGGGACGAUCCUCACUUCUACCACUUCCUGCUCAGCCAGACCGAGAAGGAGGACUCUGCGGGUGACAAUUGGCUGCUUCACGGACACAGAACCCUUGGCACAGAGAUGGUGUUAAAAAAGCCCAGCGUCACAUACCAGGCAAUCAGCAAACGACUUAAAGUGUCAGAAGAGGACACCGGUUCAACGUCGAUCCAAGCAGCAGACAGCACAGCCAUUAAUGGCAGUAUCACACCCACAGAUAAAAAGAUCGGCUUUUUGGGCUUAGGGUUGAUGGGCAGUGGCAUAGUCUCCAACCUUCUGAAGAUGGGGCACACGGUGACAGUUUGGAAUAGGACUGCGGAGAAGGUAAUGACCCCGAAACAGUGUGACUUGUUCAUCCAAGAGGGGGCACAUUUAGGCAGAACUCCAGCAGAAGUAGUCUCUACUUGUGACAUUACGUUUGCAUGUGUGGCAGAUCCUAAAGCUGCAAAAGAUUUGGUGUUAGGACCCAGCGGGGUGCUGCAGGGCAUCCGUCCAGGAAAAUGUUACGUUGAUAUGUCCACUGUGGAUCCAGAAACAGUCAUUGAACUAGCCCAGGUUAUCGUGUCUCGAGGUGGUCGUUUCCUAGAGGCUCCAGUAUCCGGUAACCAGCAGCUAUCCAAUGAUGGGAUGUUGAUGAUCUUGGCAGCAGGCGAUCAAGGUGUAUAUGAAGACUGCAGCAGCUGCUUCCAGGCCAUGGGCAAAACCUCCUUCUUUCUUGGGGAAGUAGGUAAUGCAGCCAAAAUGAUGCUGAUCCUAAACAUGAUCCAGGGCAGCUUUAUGGCCACAAUAGCGGAAGGGAUGACAUUGGCUCAGGUGACCGGUCAAUCUCAACAGACUCUGCUGGACAUCCUGAAUCAGGGGCAGCUCGCCAAUAUUUUCGUGGACCAAAAGUGCCAAAAUAUCCUACAGGGGAAUUUCAAACCAGAUUUUUAUCUGAAAUACAUCCAGAAAGACCUGAGGCUAGCCAUCGCCCUGGGAGACUCUGUGAACCACCCAACUCCUAUGGCCGCUGCAGCCAAUGAGGUCUACAAACGAGCGAAAGCAUUGGACCAAUCUGACAACGACAUGUCCGCCGUGUACAGGGCCUACAUCCACUAGUCUCACCGUUUCAUUUAUUGAGGAUUUAAUUAUUAUUUCAAUACCUUGUUUUAACACACCAUCAGUCCAUUUCUGUCUCUGACUCCUUCCCCAGACAUUGUCCUUUGCUCUCUCUCCACCUUCCAACCACCGGCACCCCAGUCCUGUUCUUGUGAAUUGUCAACACGUCUGCUCCUUUCCAGGCUGCACUGCCAGAGGAGAGGCGGGCGCCGGAUCCUUUCCGACCUUGCACUAAAGGAGACAGUUAUAAGAGAGCUUUGGAUGCCGAUGUGUCCGUGACGAGGACCUUCUGUUGUGCAAAUUUCCCCUGUUGGCCUAAACCUCAGUUGCUUGCCAGCCUUGGCGUUCCUCCGCUUUACUGCUUAAGGACAUACGGACGUUGACUUGUAGACACCAGCAAGAAGGCGUGUCCUGCAGAUGACUACUUUCUCUGAAGAUUCUUUGUAGUUGUACAGUGCGCAAGAUUUUUUAUUUUCUAAUUAACUACCCUUUGCAUCUCCCUCCCCUCAAUCGCUAUAAGGGGUUUAAUGGUUGGGCCUUUUCUCUGGUCACCUGUCUUCACCUUUUAAAGCUUGAGUCAGCCAUUCCAUAACAGAUACAGGAUCAUUUGCUUGCACUAUGAAAUUUAGUGAAAUGCCAUUUGUUCAAACAAGUGUUCUACUUAAAUAACGCCCUGAGCUUACCUGUCAUGUGAUCAAUGCGAUUGGCUGUCACAGUGAUCACAUGAUCUGGAGCACAUCCUACUGGCUCCCAAGCCGUUGCCAUGUGAUUUAAAAGCCGUCGGACAGCGUUGUCCCACGAGUAUGCGAUUUGAGCGCGCUUACUGCACAAACCAAUGAUGGCUGUAUACAUAUAUCUGCAUCAUGGCAGAAAGUUUACCACCUUGUUUCGUCGUAUGUACAGCCAGCGCACUUCAUUUACACUGGCCGCUUAUAAAGUCACUUUUAGGAGCUUUUGGCCUUUUUUAAUUUUUUUUGCCAAAGCUCCUAAAUGCAACACCAUGUACACACAGGCUUUUAGCAGAGUUUAUGGGAGGUUAAAUCUCCCUUUCCUGAAUGCGCAAGAAUCGUGUUCAGGAGAGGAACGUUGUAGCCGAAGACCGCGAGCGCGGCAAACACUCAUGUAAACCGCAGGUAUCGGUUUACAUGCAUUUUUGCAGUGUUUAUCCAUGGCCGGCGUCCAGGGGAGGGUUAGUAGUGUACAUGAAGCCUUAAUGUAAUUGUAAUCAGACGAGUGAAAAUUGAGCAUGCAUGGUUCUAGAAGACCUCUGCUUUCCUUAAGAGCCCUUUCACAUUGCCAGCGACCGAAAAAAACAGAGAGGUGCUUUAUCUGCGUUUUUUGGGUGCCGAAUAAAGGGUUAAAAGCGCCGCUUCGUCGGCGCUGCCCAUUGAUUUCAAUGGGAUGGG
Molecule: messenger RNA, 3224 nt
Organism: Rana temporaria (common frog)
Lineage: Eukaryota; Metazoa; Chordata; Amphibia; Anura; Ranidae
Gene: GLYR1
Product: glyoxylate reductase 1 homolog
Exons: 17
Coding region: 145-1818 (557 amino acids)
Molecular function (GO): NAD binding; oxidoreductase activity, acting on the CH-OH group of donors, NAD or NADP as acceptor; NADP binding
Source: RefSeq, a predicted model, not a curated record